Paramisgurnus dabryanus is the source of this 4160-nucleotide messenger RNA. NCBI's taxonomy places the organism in Eukaryota, Metazoa, Chordata, Actinopteri, Cypriniformes, Cobitidae. The record is from RefSeq and is a predicted model, not a curated record.
UUUAAGCGAAUCGAUUAGGUCGAACGUGCCACCGUCAACACUACGCUUUUAAUAUUCACGAGCCGUGCCAUCGCCAUAGUAGGACUAGCAAAUUUGCAUUCAGAGAAGCAGCGGAGGCGAUCGCGCCUGUCAACACGACCCUGACGGAUUGUGAAAAACUCUUAUUUUGAUACAUUUUGGAUCAGUCGCGAUUUGCAGUGUUCAGUGAUCGUAUCGGGACCUUAUCGCGCUGUUUUGUAUUCGAGGUUUGGAAAGUUGGAGUCAUCGCGCGAUAUCGCGCUGUUGUUGUAAUCGGGCGCUAUUUUCCUGCCGCUUUUAUGUACGAUAUCAGAGUUGUUUUCCAUAACUUGAUUCCGUCCCCUUGUUUGCACUUGAAUGCUUAUGCUUUUAUUUGGAGGAUUUGAAUUAGCAGCCCUCUAAGCUGCCCUACAGCCAACUAGGUUAUUCACCGAUGAUCCUUUCUGCUGACUAGUAUCACUUGCAACAAAUGUAACAGAUGUUCCAAAUGCAAUCCGUCGGAUGAAACAUUGUAUCAUUCGUACCCGCCAAAGUGCACAUGCAUUUGUGUCGAUACUGGAUUAUACGUCUCAUUCCAAAUGCACCGUCUAGUGCACAGAUGCAUGUGUGUUUUAUGUGUGUCCGAGCUUUGAUCUCCCGUGUUUUCCCUCUGGAUUUGAUGCACACAUUGUGAUGAGUGAAGUCUGGCCUUUGGACUCAAUGGGCAUGCAGUCUCACCUCUGUUGUUGUGAUGAUGCACAUGUGAGGAAAUGUCAUUUUCAGCAGCAGCAUCAUGCAUCCUCCUGAUGGCCGAAACAGCAGCAUCAGCAGCCGGUUGGGUGUCCUCAUGCCCAGCGCCGUUUACCCCUCUCUGGUUGUGGGCAUCGCGGCGGCGGUGCUCGCCUUUCAGCUCGGCUCUGGGGGUCUCACUCUCACCUCGUUUUUCCUCAAACUCUUUAUUUAUGUGUCCUUCGCGUUGUUCUGUUUUCUCCUGGGGAGCUUUGUGCUGCUGGUGAGGAAAAGUCCCCCCAAAAUCAGCAGAUUUGACACGGCUAAAAGACAGUCAGUACAGCUGCUGGAGUUAUUUGAGAAGUUAAUGGGCCGGUUCUGUGGGCCUUUGCUGGAUUUUUCUCAGACCAGGAGGGUUGUGGUGUCUCUCAAUGUGGAUAAAGCUCUUAAAGAAGUGUUUGAUUACAGCUACAGGGACUAUAUUCUGUCAUGGUAUGUCCCAUUGAGUCGAGAUGAGGGUCACCUGUACCAGAUGUUGUCAGAGGACUUCUGGGAAAUGACCAAACUGCUGCGAAUGCGUUUGUCUGAGGUGGAUGUGGUCAACUUAGUCUGUAACGAAACAGUCAAGACCCUCCACACGCAUUUCUGUGACCUCAAAGCUGCUAAUACAAGGCUGGAGGAGAUCCCUCGACCCUUUUCGUUGCAUCCCUGUCUGCACAGUCCCGAUGACGAGCUGCGUUUUCUCCGCUGCUGCGCUCGCUUGCUGAUGCUGCGUCUGCUGCCCGCGCGGGACGCUCGAUCUCGCAGUCUGCGCCUCUUGCUGGUCGAGGUCGUUGCUACUAAAGUGCUGAAGCCUUUGGUGGAUGUGUUGAGCGAUCCAGACUACAUUAACCGGAUGUUGUUGGCUCAGUUAGAGCACAGAGAGCAGCUGAAUGAGCAUCAUAAAAAGGCGUACACGUAUGCGCCGUCCUACGAGGAGUUCAUCAAACUCAUAAGCAGCAGCUCAGAUGUCCAGUUCCUUAAACAGCUCAGGUAUCAGAUAGUUGUGGAGAUCAUCCAGGCCACAACUAUCAGCAGUAUUCCACAGUUAAAGCGUCAGAAAGACAGUAAAGGUAAAGAGGCAGCGGCUUUAAAGGCCGACCUGUUGCGUGCCAGAAACAUGAAGCGUUACAUUAACCAGCUGACAGUGGCUAAGAAACAGUGCGAGAAACGCAUCCGGCUCCUCGGGGGUCCGAACUAUGAACAGCAGGAGGACGGAGCUCAGGAUGAUGGGGACGGUCCACAGAGCCAACGGAUACUUCAGUUUGAGGAGAUCAUGUCAAACUCCGUAUAUCGGGAUCAUUUCCGUGUCUACAUGGAGCGUGUGGAUAAGAGAGCCCUGAUAAGUUUCUGGGAGCUGGUGGAGAUGCUCAAGAGCGCCAAUAAGAAUGAAGUGCCACAGCUGGUGGGAGAGAUCUAUCAGAACUUCUUUGUGGAGAGCAAAGAGAUCCCGGUGGAGAAAGCCCUUUAUAAAGAGAUCCAGCAGACGCUGGUGGGGAACAAGGGUACGGAUGUGUUUCACAGGAUCCAGGGAGAUGUUUACGAGACAAUGAAAGAGCGAUAUUACCCAUCAUUCCUGGUAAGCGACCUGUACGAGAGACUCAUUAAACGGGAGGAACAGAGGAGCAGCUCACAGUCCAGCAGUGAGGAGAAAGAUGAUGUCGGUCAGGUGAUGGAGGGCGGUGAUGUGACCCUGGAUGAGGGCAGUAAAGGGAUCAAUGAACAGGCCAGUUACGCCGUGACCAAACUACAGCAGCUGUAUGAGAGACUCGAGUAUAAGCGUCAAGCUCUGGGCUCUAUUCAGAAUGCACCCCGACCUGAUAAAAAGAUUGUGUCAUUGCUAAAGGAAGAAAUCGGAGCGAUGGAGAAGGAACACGGUGACCUUCAGCUGCACAUAACGCGCACGGACUGCUGGUGUGAGAAUUUGGGCACCUGGAGAGCCAUCAUCCACACUGCAGAGGCGUCGGAGGAAAACGGAGAGCAGAUGGCAUUUUACUCUGUAUCCGUGAGCCUUUCGGAAAGAGACGACUCCCAGAACAACUGUUGGAGCGUCGUCAGGAAGCUCAGCGAGUUUCAUGCGCUACAUCGGAAGUUGACGGAGUGUUUUCCAUUGCUUAAGAAAGUGCAGCUUCCCUCGCUCAGCAAACUGCCGUUCAAAUCCAUCGACCAAAAAUUUCUAGACAAAUCAAAAACUCAGCUCAACACAUUUUUACUGAAAGUGCUGACAGAUGAGCGCAUGUGUCAAAGUGAAGCUCUUUAUGCCUUUCUGAGUCCAUCUCCAGAAUAUCUUAAGGUCAUCGACAUCCAGAAGAAGUCCUCUUUCUCUCUCGCGUCCUUCCUGGAGAGACUGCCAGGAGAUUUCUUCUCGCACCAAGAGCAAGAUGAAGCUGACGAUGACAGCGAUCUGUCCGAUUACGGCGAUGAGACGGAUGGAAAGAAGGACGCUCUGGCUGAACCCUGCUUCAUGUUGAUCGGAGAGAUAUUUGAACUCAGGGGCAUGUUUAAAUGGGUGAGGAAGACGCUCAUUGCACUAGUUCAAGUCACGUUUGGAAGGACAAUAAAUAAGCAGAUCAGAGACACGGUAAACUGGAUUUUCAGUGAACAGAUGUUGGUUUACUACAUUAAUAUAUUCCGGGACACGUUUUGGCCCGACGGGAAACUGGCACCUCAUAACAAAACCCGAUCCGAGAGCGAACGCAGGGAGACUAAAGAGAGGGCACAACAGAAGCUUCUAGAUAAUAUCCCAGAUGCUCUUCAGAAUCUGGUGGGGCAGCAGAAUGCUAGAUAUGGGAUCAUCAAGAUCUUUAAUGCACUUCAGGAGGCCAGAGCCAACAAACAUCUCCUCUAUAUCUUGUUGGAAAUGCUUCUAAAGGAACUUUAUCCUGAGCUGAGUAUUGAGGCUGUGCAGGCCUGAACAUCACAUGAUGACUUCACCUCUGCAUCCACUUUUUCUUUACUGUACUGAAGGAUGUUUGUGUUUUUUUAUUUCUGAAACACUUGACACUGUAGUGCUGGAUCGUAGGAGCGUCACAGCUUCAUAAAUGACAUGAAUAUGUUUUGGUUUAAAUAAUGUGUUUUUCUCUCGUCUGAUUGGAGGAUCAGGACGCAUCACUGCCGCCUGCAAUCGGCUGCUUUUCUAUCUCUAAUUUUGUUUUGUUUUGAUGGGAGUGUGUGCUUUAUAAUGUGAAUAACAGUGGAGUAUGUGUCAUACAUCUGUAAAAACAGCUCUGUGAACUUUCCACAUACUAAUUGUGAUCACUAUGAAGGCUUUUAAUCGUGCAAUAUGUCAUGUACAGUUAUUGUGAAGGUUUUGUUUGUGAUAUUAUAUUAUUAUUAUUAUUAUAGAUUUUUAUUUUUACCAACAAUAGACUAGAGCAUUUAUAAGCAAUAAAUUA